Messenger RNA from Rotaria sp. Silwood2, 909 nucleotides. NCBI's taxonomy places the organism in Eukaryota, Metazoa, Rotifera, Eurotatoria, Philodinida, Philodinidae. The record is from the annotation of a GenBank genome assembly.
AUGAACAAAAAAAAUGAUAAGAUGACUCAUCGUUCACGUUCUUCAUCUAUUCCAUCUUCAUCUCCUGGUCCACUUCAACAACAAUCACGACAUCUGUCGCGAUUGACUGACAAGCCAAUCGUAUCAUCGUCCAUUCAACAUCAAUAUCAGCUGAUCAAUAAUCAAAUAACAAAAACACAUACUGAUAUUACAAUUGUUCCACCACCAUUAUCAGCAUGUAAUCAAACAUCGUCAACACCACGACGACCAUUAGAUGAAAGUAACUCUUCUGAAUUUCAAGUACAAAGUCGAACAAAAAAAUCUCGUCCACAUGAACCAACACCAACAAAUGUUAAUUCUAAUAAUAAAACAACAACAACAACAUCAUCAUCAUUAACAACUGAUCGUCAAUUUUGUUUCUCUUCAGCUCAAUUAAAAUAUGCAAUAUCUAAUAAUUUACGAUGUUUUUAUUUGAAAUUUAGUCUUGAUGAUGAUCCUGUUCAACAACAUAAAUUACCAUCUGCUAUGAAAGUGGCUUCAUGGAUUCGUCAAUUGAUACAACAACAAUCAGCUCAAUCACUUGGUGAUUUUUCUCUUUUGGUCCCCGCAGGUAAAAAUCGUUAUAAAGUUGGUGUUACAACAAAAAAUGACUUUUUGUUGCUUUGGAAUUGUAAGUGGCCAAAAGACAUGGACAAAAUUGAUAUUGAAAUAGAAAGACCUCGAGCUUUGCCUGAUUCCUGUGCAGUAGUUAUACGUUAUGUACCAGCUGAUUUACCAAGAGAAUUCGUUAUUCAGGAAAUAUCAAGAUCAAUUAAAUCAGCUAUACAAUUUUCAAAAAUUAAUUAUCACUGUCCUAGAUCCACAGAUGAUUUAAGAUUUUGUAUUACAGAUGAAAAUGAAUAUGAAGAGGUAUUAAGUAUUGGUCGUUGA